GGUCACUGUUGUGCGCUGUUGUGUUUGUGUUUGUGAGGUCUUGUGUUGUCAGUGAACUCAGCUCACGGUCAGCUAUUUACCUUAGUGAUCGGAACCACAAGAAAACAUAUCUUCUUUGUUCAAAGCACCUCCUCCAAUCCUCAAUGCAUCCAAGUUUGGUACUAAUGCUGCGAAAUGACAGAUAAAGGGCGCAAGACCUCUACGAUCUCCAGAAAGCGUACUUCUCUUUGUUCGCUAUGACGGAAAGUGCUCCGUAGAGUGCUCCAACAGUCCGUAAUUUUAACAUCGGAUACCAGAGGUCGGAAGCACUGAAUGGUUUCGCUGUAUGAGGCACGCAUUGUUUAGUAUGAUCCAGUCCAAGGGAAACAAGCUGGAGGUUUUGAAACAACCGUGGUGGAUCCCUCCAAAACUCCAAAAACGCAAGAAACCUCAACAUAGUUUUUCUGUUUGCACAGGCUCCAUGAAACAAAGCUACGUGCAGUUGAGACGGGUGUUCAUGGAGGAAGAAGCAUUAAUUAACAAGAAACUUCCAAAGGAGUUAUUACUUAGGAUAUUUUCCUGGCUGGAUGUGGUAUCACUAUGCCGGAGUGCUCAAGUUUCAAAGGCUUGGAAUAUUUUGGCCCUUGAUGGUAGCAACUGGCAGCGAAUUGAUCUAUUUGACUUCCAGCGGGAUGUUGAGGGUCCAGUCAUUGAGAACAUCUCUCGGAGAUGUGGUGGCUUCUUAAGAAAGCUAAGCCUGAAGGGUUGCCAAUCUAUUGCAGAUGGUUCUAUGAAAUUAUUUGCGCAGUUGUGCAAUAACGUAGAAGACUUAAAUCUUGAUGGAUGCAAAAAAAUAACAGAUAGCACAUGUCAGGCUUUGAGCAGACAUUGUCCAAAACUACAGCGUAUGGAUUUACGGUCAUGUAUUGAAAUAACUGAUUUGUCCUUGAAAGCUCUAGCAGAUGGUUGUCCAUCACUUACUCAUAUUAACAUAGCAUGGUGUGAAAAUGUCACUCAAAAUGGCAUUGAGGCACUUGCACGAGGGUGUCCAAAGUUACGAUCUUUUAUGUGCAUGGGGUGUGCAAGAGUCAAUGAUUCUGCUAUUAGCGUUUUAGCUGAGCACUGCCCAAAUCUGGAGGUUGUCAACUUAUCCGGCUGUGUUAACAUCACUGAUGAGUCUGUUCUUCGCAUGGCUGAAAACUGUCAUGGUUUGCAUUAUUUGUGCCUGUCAGGGUGUACUAUGCUUAGUGAUGCAUCCCUCAUAGUUCUUGCUCAACAAUGUCAUUUGCUGAGUACUUUAGAGGUAGCUGGGUGCUCACAGUUUACAGAUGCAGGAUUUCAAGCUUUAGCAAGGAGCUGCAGACUGUUAGAAAAAAUGGACCUUGAGGAGUGUAUUUUAAUAACAGACACCACACUUAUGCAUCUUGGAAUGGGUUGCCCAAGACUUGAAAAACUUAGUUUAUCUCAUUGUGAAUUAAUAACUGAUGAAGGUAUAAGGCAUCUGGGAAUGUCACCUUGCGCUGCAGAAAACUUAACAGUACUUGAAUUAGACAACUGCCCUUUAAUAACUGAUGCCUCAUUGGAUAAUCUUGUAUCUUGUCACAACCUGCAACGCAUUGAUUUGUAUGACUGUCAACUGAUAACUCACACAGGCAUUCGCAGACUGAGGAGUAAUCUUCCCAACAUUUUGGUUCAUGCAUAUUUUGCCCCAGCAACACCUCCACCAGCUGUUGGAAGUACUCGCCAACGUGUUUGUCGUUGCUGUGUUAUUUUAUGAAGAAUGGAUUUUAGUAAUAUGCUAAGAUCAAAUUAGUUGUGCUUCAAAAAUUAAUAGGGAUCCAUUUUUUAUUCUUCCAUCUCUUGGGAGUCUACAAGGUAGAGAAUAUUUCUACUUAUUCAGCCAUACGGAGAUUUAUUAACUUGUAUGUACAUACCCAAUUGUAAUUCUGGUGUUGUAGACACAACGUUAUUGAAAUUCAAUCAUGGUUUUGGUAUGCAACUUUCAAGGGCCGUUUAUUUGCAUUGUGAGUCUUGUUGUGAAUCUCUUCUAUUAAUGUCAUACAUAGUUAAUCAUUAUGUUAUGACGUAAUUACUUAUUUGCAACUUCAAUGUUUGGUGCUCAUUGUAGGUCAGCUAAUAGACUGUCCACUUCAAGACAAAAAUAGGGGGGAAUUGUUAAAUCCUUUAUAUCAAAUACCAAUUUUCAAUUUCAUUCCACAGUUAUUUUUUUCUUGUUCAGUGUGUUCCUUUGUAUGUUUGUUUUACAUUUUCUGGUCAUAUUUUAUAACAACCUGGAAAGAUAUUUAUGUCAAAGAGUACCUAUUCUAUGGUGAAGAGAAUAUUUCUGUAUACACUUGAGUCAGCAGCCUGUUACUCUACUGUAGAAAAUAAUGCUAUUGAUUUAUUGCAGUAUUCUGAGCUUGAAAAAUACAACAUCAAACAAAUUGCUACCAGUUAUGAUGGAGGUGUUUUGUAGAACAGACAGCCAAUGAAAACAGUCAAAUUACAAAAAUUACCUAGUAUCACACAAUACUUACCACCUGAUAUUGGUCAUUGGCUGUAGUUCUUUUGUAUACUGCAAAGUGACAUUUGCAUACUUCCUCCAAGUAAAAUCAGGUUUUGUCUGAAUUGAUGAUGUAAUGGUCAGUGCAUGUAAUAUGUAUUAUGCUGUGUUAAUUUUACCUUUAUAGUGCUUUUUAAUUAUUAGUAUAUUGUGAUUUUUGUGCAAUCUGUUGCUUAAGCUUGCAGUUUAGCUGUUCUUUUAAUGUGAAUAGUAUUUCAAAUACUAUUGCCUGUUACUUUUUAGUUGGUUAUGCAGUUGUGAAGUUCAUUCUUUUUCAUCCAUGUACUAUCCUUAUCCUCUUCUUCCAUUAUGUUUUUUGUUUUUGUUUUUGUUUUUUGUUCAUAUUUGAGUCAUGCUAGAGAUUGGGAAAGAGGUUGGAUAUGGAUAGGAAAACUAACGAUUUGGAUAAAGCAUGGAGCAUUGAUUUCUAAGAAAAGGCUUGUGUAUGUUAUGUGGUAAAUGUUGUGUUGACAUUUUGUGCUAUGUUGGUCAUCUGUUUUAUGAAUCUGUGAUUGUUUAAGCGGUGUGAAAAUCUUAAGUUUAUCUUUAUCAAUUAUUUUAUCAAGAAAUGUUUAUAAGAAAAAGUAAGAGAGUGCCUUGCCUAGUGCAGUUACUAUUUGUCUUUUCUUUGUUUCAAUCAUUUUGGGAGACUUAAUACUAUCAGACAUAUUUGUAAAUUCUUCGAUGACUACUUUAAUGGAAGAACUCGUGUUGUAUAUA
Molecule: messenger RNA, 3262 nt
Organism: Frankliniella occidentalis (western flower thrips)
Lineage: Eukaryota; Metazoa; Arthropoda; Insecta; Thysanoptera; Thripidae
Product: F-box/LRR-repeat protein 20
Exons: 11
Coding region: 326-1756 (476 amino acids)
Biological process (GO): SCF-dependent proteasomal ubiquitin-dependent protein catabolic process
Cellular component (GO): SCF ubiquitin ligase complex
Molecular function (GO): protein binding
Source: RefSeq, a predicted model, not a curated record